AUAAUGAUCAAUUCAAAAAUGAAUUGUGCGUGGAAGGUUCUGGUCUUUGUUGUAGCGUUAAUUCCAAUUUUGAUCUUCUAUAUUGUGAAUCGCGGUUGCAAUCACUCCUUCACUUAUGCUGAAACAAGGGCAGAACUAUUUAGGGCAUCAAAUCCCAGCUAUGACAUGGAUUUGUUCAGACGUGCCAUGAGGGACGUCUGUUUAAAAGAUCUCUUCACGGCAACCCUGAUUGAAUUGAAUGCUAAUACGGAUGGCGAGAAACGAAAAGAAUUGUUCUACCGACUGAUGGGAAAGCCUAGUUACCAAUAUUGCCAAAAUCUGGUUCCAUUUGGUGGGAAGCGUUAUGGAAGGAAAUGUUGGGACGGAGUCAAAUACUUUUGUUUGGACGAUCUGCCAGAAUCAGGUUGUCUCAUUUACUCCUUUGGGAUCUCUCGGGAUACGUCUUUUGAAACGCAGAUGGUAUCCUUAAAUUGUACUGUGUAUGGUUAUGAUCACACUAUUGGAAUUCCACCAACGGGACGAGAACUUACUCUAGGACUUACUGUUUACGGACUAGCAGUUGAUAAUGUCACAGAGGAAAAUAAGACGACAUUCUAUGAUGCAAUGGCCAGUCAUGGACACUUGGAUAAGCCAAUAACAUAUUUGAAGGUAGACAUUGAAGGCCACGAGGUGAAGAACUUUCAGAACUGGAUGGACACCAACGCUUUAUUGAAUGUCCAACAAAUUGGCCUUGAGAUGCAUACGCGCAAAGGCCCUGAAAAUUUCAUCGCCAUGGUGAACAUACUGGAUAGGAUGGGCUUCAAACUUAUCUCUUACGACGUAAACUCUUGCGCCGGACUGUUCGAUGGUAUUUCAACUUUGUUCGAAGUCGUGUUCCGACGUGUCAAUGAUCAAGAAAAUAUUUGCAAAUACUAUUUGGAUGCCUCGUAAUAAUGCAUUCCAUUCCCGAGUAUACCCUGGUUGACUGAAUUUGUUUUUGACUUUGAAAGUUUGGAACAAUGGAUUAAAUGGAAAUGAAAACAACAAUAAAAAAGAAAUAUGAAAAAAGUCA
Tigriopus californicus is the source of this 1051-nucleotide messenger RNA. RefSeq lists its product as uncharacterized. The record is from RefSeq and is a predicted model, not a curated record. The coding region runs from base 4 to 930 and encodes 308 amino acids. The transcript has 5 exons. Lineage: Eukaryota; Metazoa; Arthropoda; Copepoda; Harpacticoida; Harpacticidae.